AAUGGCACCGGUGCUAGCGCUAGGCCUAUUCCGACGUUUGAUUUUUACAACAUUGCAGACGACUCUAGCAAUUGUUUUCUGUACACGAAACCCGGCAAAAAUGGCAGCCCAAAAGGUCGAUAAAUCCACACCGGCAACAGGUAGCCCAGCAGAUUUAAAGGAGAAGAAGAAGGAAAGAAUCUUGGACUUGUCCCGUUACAUGGACAAGUUGAUCAGAGUCAAGUUUACCGGAGGCAGAGAGGCAGCUGGUAUACUUAAAGGUUACGAUCCUCUACUCAACAUUGUCCUGGACAACACGGUAGAAUAUCUAAGAGAUUCGGAAGAUUCAUUCAAGUUGUCAGAAGACACCAGACAGUUGGGCUUGGUGGUUUGUCGUGGAACAGCAGUUGUCCUCAUCUGCCCUGCUGACGGUAUGGAAGCCAUUGCCAACCCUUUCAUUCAACCAGAAUAAUUGAUUUUUUUUUCUAAAUUGAACCAAUGAUCAUUUGUCUGUGUGUUGUUUCCCAAUUUUCCAAUAAUAAAAGAACAAGAAAAAG
Messenger RNA from Daphnia pulicaria, 536 nucleotides. RefSeq names its product U6 snRNA-associated Sm-like protein LSm7 (gene LSm7). Gene Ontology annotation, cellular component: U6 snRNP; spliceosomal tri-snRNP complex; U12-type spliceosomal complex. Lineage: Eukaryota; Metazoa; Arthropoda; Branchiopoda; Diplostraca; Daphniidae. Gene Ontology annotation, molecular function: RNA binding. The transcript is spliced from 3 exons. Gene Ontology annotation, biological process: nuclear-transcribed mRNA catabolic process; mRNA splicing, via spliceosome. The coding region runs from base 2 to 451 and encodes 149 amino acids. The record is from RefSeq and is a predicted model, not a curated record.